This is a messenger RNA of Serendipita indica DSM 11827, 633 nucleotides long. The record is from the annotation of a GenBank genome assembly. Lineage: Eukaryota; Fungi; Basidiomycota; Agaricomycetes; Sebacinales; Serendipitaceae.
AUGGAGGAGGCCCUCUCAAACUCUCCAGCAAAUGGCGCAAUCCGCCUUCCAGACGACCCAGAAGAUCAUCCAGUAAAGACGAAAACAGCGCGUCUGCUGCAGUCUCACAAGUUUCACAACUUUAUACUUGCUCUCAUCGUUGUCGACUGUAUCAUCGUCGUCGCCGAGCUUUGCUGGAAGCUGUUAGAUGACUCAUGUACAAGGGGCGGAGUAGAGCAUCCUCCAGAGUGGCUAGAGUGGCUCCUCUAUGUCUCUAUGGUCAUUUCCGUUAUUUUCGUACUGGAACUACCACCAACUCUUUGGGUCUUUGGGUUUGAGUACUAUAACCCUUGGUCGGACGUCCCGCAUUCAACCUUUCAUCUCUUCGACGCCUUUAUUAUUCUGAUGAAUUUCACCAUUAUAUUCCUACAAGGACCAGCGCAAGAGAUUGUUGGGCUUCUUGUAAUCUUGCGUCUCUGGCGGUUGAUCAAACUCCUCGGCGGGGUCGCCACAGGCGUCGAGGGUCUCAACCGGGAACUCACAUACCGACUCGAAUCCCGCGAAAACGAGUUGAAGCAGAAAACCGCAGAGCUAGACGAAUGUAAACAAAAGUUGGACGAGCUCCAGCGAAAACUGGACGCUAGUCAACCAUAG